Messenger RNA from Linderina pennispora, 471 nucleotides. RefSeq lists its product as uncharacterized. The record is from RefSeq and is a predicted model, not a curated record. Lineage: Eukaryota; Fungi; Kickxellomycota; Kickxellomycetes; Kickxellales; Kickxellaceae. The transcript has a single exon. Bases 1 to 471 code for a protein of 156 amino acids.
AUGACCACCACAAAGUCGCGCAGCUUUCCUGUCGAUGUCAAUGUGACUGCUGCACUUAUAGAUGACGUGCACACCGACGUCGCCGUUCUUGGAUUCGCCAACUGCGUGGUUGUGCUGAUCACGCAGCUCGCCUCGGUCGGCAGCAUAAUCCAAGCAGUGACGUCGCGAGUCUCCUACAACGACGGCGAGUUCGGUGAUCUCGUCGAGGUGGAUGACGUGCCUGUUGAUAUCAAGUUUGUGCUGGGCAAUGCCAAAUGCGUCCAAGGCAGCGUCGCUGUACCAGAUCUGCGCCAUGCACGUUGCCCAGAGCAGACACAGGCAGAACCCGCUCGACACCCGGCCGCUGGUGCUGGGCAUCGGGCUCAAGGUGCCGGCUGGGUUCAACCUGCCGCAACCAGAGGAUGGCGACGACGGAUCAGCAGCGGACAGCCGCAUCUAUGCAACUGUGCAGGCGUCGCUGUCGCUGGUUGA